Molecule: messenger RNA, 3773 nt
Organism: Nycticebus coucang (slow loris)
Lineage: Eukaryota; Metazoa; Chordata; Mammalia; Primates; Lorisidae
Gene: COLEC12
Product: collectin subfamily member 12
Exons: 10
Coding region: 158-2386 (742 amino acids)
Molecular function (GO): signaling receptor activity
Source: RefSeq, a predicted model, not a curated record
CGAGCGGGGAGCGAGGGCAGUCAGGGGAUCGCGGGCGGCGGCGGCCAGAGAGGGCUGGAACGCAGACGGCCGGCGCGCGGCGCGGCUGCCAUGGGCGUGCAGUGACCGGCCGCGCGAGGCGACUUCCUCGGGCUGGCGGUGCGUCUCAUCCGUCACCAUGAAAGACGACUUCGCAGAGGAGGAGGAGGUGCAGUCCUUCGGUUACAAGCGGUUUGGUAUUCAGGAAGGAACACAAUGUACCAAAUGUAAAAAUAACUGGGCACUGAAGUUUUCUAUCAUAUUAUUAUACAUUUUGUGUGCCUUGCUAACAAUCACAGUAGCCAUCUUGGGAUAUAAAGUUGUUGAGAAGAUGGACAAUGUCACAGGUGGCAUGGAGACAUCUCGACAAACUUACGAUGACAAGCUCACAGCAGUGGAAAGUGACCUGAAAAAAUUAGGGGACCAAACUGGAAAGAAAGCUAUAAGCACCAAUUCAGAACUUUCCACCUUCAGAUCAGACAUCCUGGACCUUCGUCAGCAACUGCGUGAGAUUACAGAGAAAACCAGCAAGAACAAAGAUACACUGGAGAAGUUGCAGGCCAGCGGGGAUGCACUGGUGGACAGGCAGAGUCAGCUGAAAGAGACUUUGGAGAAUAACUCUUUCCUUAUCACCACUGUAAACAAAACCCUCCAGGCGUAUAAUGGCUACGUCACAAAUCUGCAACAAGAUACCAGCGCACUGCAGGGCAACCUGCAGAGUCAAAUGUAUUCCCAUAACGUGGUCAUCAUGAGCCUGAACAACCUGAACCUGACGCAGGUGCAGCAGAGGAACCUCAUCACCAAUCUGCAGCGGUCCGUGGAUGACACAAGUCAGGCCAUCCAGCGAAUCAAGAACGACUUCCAAAAUCUGCAGCAGGUUUUCCUUCAAGCCAAGAAAGACACCGAUUGGCUAAAGGAGAAAGUGCAGAGCUUGCAGACACUGGCUGCCAACAAUUCUGCCUUGGCCAAAGCCAACAACGACACCCUGGAGGAUAUGAACAGCCAGCUCAGCUCCUUCACAGGUCAGAUGGACAACAUCACCACCAUCUCUCAGGCCAACGAGCAGAACCUGAAAGACCUUCAGGACUCACACAAGGAUGCUGAGAACAGAACGGCCGUCAAGUUCAACCAGCUGGAGGAACGCUUCCAGCUCUUUGAGACGGAUAUUGUGAACAUCAUUAGCAACAUCAGUUACACAGCCCACCACCUGCGGACGCUGACCAGCAAUCUGAAUGAAGUCAGGACCACUUGCACAGAUACCCUGACCAAACACACGGAUGAUCUCACCUCCUUGAAUAAUACACUGGCCAACAUCCGUUUGGAUUCUGUUUCUCUCAGGAUGCAACAAGAUAUGAUGAGGUCGAGGUUAGACACUGAAGUGGCCAACUUAUCGGUAAUUAUGGAAGAAAUGAAGCUGGUAGACUCCAAGCAUGGUCAGCUCAUCAAGAAUUUUACCAUACUACAAGGUCCUCCUGGCCCCAGAGGUCCGAAAGGUGACAGAGGAUCCCAGGGACCCCCUGGCCCAACUGGCAACAAGGGACAGAAAGGAGAGAAGGGGGAGCCUGGCCCUCCCGGUCCCGCUGGUGAGAGAGGCCCGAUUGGACCCGUUGGCCCCCCUGGAGAGCGUGGUGGCAAAGGCUCCAAAGGCUCACAGGGCCCCAAAGGCUCUCGUGGGUCCCCCGGGAAGCCUGGCCCUCAGGGCCCCAGUGGAGACCCAGGGCCCCCAGGCCCACCGGGCAAGGAUGGACUCCCCGGCCCGCAGGGUCCACCUGGCUUCCAGGGACUACAGGGCACAGUGGGGGAGCCUGGAGUGCCUGGACCUCGGGGGCUGCCUGGCUUACCUGGGAUGCCAGGCAUGCCGGGCCCCAAGGGACCUCCUGGCCCUCCUGGCCCAUCAGGGGCCGUGGUACCCCUGGCCCUGCAGAAUGAGCCAACCUCAGCACCAGAGGCCAACGGCUGCCCGCCUCACUGGAAGAACUUCACAGACAAAUGCUACUAUUUUUCAAUUGAGAAAGAAAUUUUUGAGGAUGCGAAACUUUUCUGUGAAGACAAGUCUUCACAUCUCGUUUUCAUAAACACGAGAGAAGAACAGCAAUGGAUAAAAAAACAAAUGGUAGGCAGAGAUAGCCACUGGAUUGGGCUCACAGACUUGGAACGUGAAAAUGAAUGGAAGUGGCUGGAUGGGACGUCUCCAGACUACAAAAAUUGGAAAGCUGGACAGCCAGAUAACUGGGGUCAUGGCCAUGGGCCAGGAGAAGACUGUGCUGGGUUGAUUUAUGCCGGGCAGUGGAACGAUUUCCAGUGUGAAGACAUCAAUAACUUCAUUUGCGAAAAAGACAGGGAGACAGUACCAUCAUCCACAUUAUAAUGGACUGUGAUGUAAUGACGUGAACAUGUUUUCAGACAGCCCAAAGGCGAUGGACGCUUCUUUCUGAUUGCAUCACCUUCUCACCACCAGAUUGGGGGAAAAAGCACUGAAAACCAGUUACUGAAAAAAAUCAACAGCUCCUGUUUCUCACCAGCUGCCAUUACCCCAGGACUUGGGAACGGCCAUGUUCCCCAGAGUGCUAUGCUGAUUUUUAGUGUGCACAUGGACUGAAUCGCAUAGAUUUUUCUCAGCCAAUAACCAUACAUUUAUGCAAAUGUUAUCUUCCAAAGUAUGGAGUGCUCCAAUCAGAAAAAGACUAUCAUUGGUUGUUGAGCUAUAGGAAGAACUUAAGCAUAUACUGUGUAAAACAGUACCUUACAUUUCUAAAAUCUCAAAUGGAGGAGAAACAUGCAGACAUACAGAUAUAUAGAACAACAUUUAGUAAUAAUAUGAAAUAUACUUCAAGAGCUUUUAAAACUUUGUAUUUUUGUACAAAAUAUUUGCCUUUUACAAUUUUCCUUUCUUCCUUUUUUAUUUUUUUGUCAUUUUACAGUAUAAUACACAGAGCCAAAGAAAACAAUAAUGGUACUAAUAAAAAUUCAUAGGGUUUCUUGUCAAAUGUAAUUCUACUCACGUGGCAAAGAAUUUUUUCAGUUGUGGUUUAAAAAAUUGAAUCUAUGUAUACAUAUCUCAUUUUUAAUGUAUCAUUUCCUCAGAGGAAUCGAUCACUUGAAGUAUCUAGAAAUAUCCUGAUAGAUUUUGCGAGUAUUGAUCAAGUCUGAGCACAUACAUGGCUCAGAGAAGUGGGCUAUGCCUCGAGCCCAUCUCCAGCCAGUGCUCCUGGUGUGUGCCUGGCCAGACGCAAAGGGAGUGGCCAGGUCAGAAUGUGCUUUUACUUCAUUUUGGUGGAGAGGCAUCUGCCCGGAAGGGCAGAGUGCUUGGCUAUCUAGAAAGCCCCAUCUUAUGGCUGAGACUACACUUCGUAUCAGACCCAUACCAGAACUGAUACUGUCGGGACAGUCUGGUGUCACAUGAGCAAAAGAUGCUGGAAAGAUGGGAACCGGCUGUAUGCCACCUGGAAGUUUGUUAAGUCAGGUUCCAAAAGCAUAACUUCAAGGCACAUGCAUGCUUUGAUGCAAGAAUAAGCCUUUGGCCCCUUCACUGAACUCUCACAAAGAACCUUUCCUCUGAGCCUGUCUUCCUUGACUUGGUGUUGAAAUAUCUAACAAGAAAAGGGCUGAAAUUAGGCAUUAAAUAUAACUGAUGCUCAAAAGUAAGAUUUCCAUCUGACAGACUUUCUCUCCUCCCUCCCAAGGGUCUUCCCAGGCCAUGCUGCUACCUAUCCCAAAUAAAAUGGUAAAAGAAUAAAGAUAGAGUUUGACUUCCA